AUGCAACGCACACCAGUUAUACAACCGACUACAACAGUCGAUAAACUUAUUCAAGAUGAAGAUAAUGCUAAUGAAACAGUUAUAUGGAAUGUUUUUCGUAAAAUGCUUUUCUUUACUGUUAUGAUGACAUUGGCACCAAUUACAUCGUUUUUUCUUACGAAAGAUUAUAUAUUUGCAGGAAUACUUAAUAUAACAGAUACUAGUAGUUAUAUUUAUUCAGCUGCUGUAGCUGUUAUUGUCGUUCAUAUUAUAUUAAUUGCUUUUCUUUAUGUCGCAUUUCGUGAUGAUCGAUCAGGCAAGAAGACAAAAAUUGAACUUAUGAAAGAAUCAACUGGAAAGAAAGACUAA
Molecule: messenger RNA, 348 nt
Organism: Rotaria sp. Silwood1
Lineage: Eukaryota; Metazoa; Rotifera; Eurotatoria; Philodinida; Philodinidae
Source: the annotation of a GenBank genome assembly